Molecule: messenger RNA, 1332 nt
Organism: Ogataea haglerorum
Lineage: Eukaryota; Fungi; Ascomycota; Pichiomycetes; Pichiales; Pichiaceae
Exons: 2
Coding region: 1-1332 (443 amino acids)
Biological process (GO): regulation of DNA-templated transcription
Molecular function (GO): RNA polymerase II cis-regulatory region sequence-specific DNA binding; DNA-binding transcription factor activity, RNA polymerase II-specific
Source: RefSeq, a predicted model, not a curated record
AUGAAAUAUAUCCAGCUCGUGCUCUGUCUUGCCUGGUGGUCGCUGGCGCUCGCAAACACAGAAACGCUGCCGUUUCUGCCCGUGCGCGGCGAGGCGCCUCACGCCACAGCUCCCGACGGCUCGCGGCCGCUCCAGCUCGGCCUGAACGUGCUCUCCGUGUCGCUCGCCCCGGUGACUCACGUGGCGCCGGCGGAGAACGGCCAGCAGGUCCAGCUGCGGCUGCACACCAACAACCUCCGCCCGGCGCCGCACUUCGCCAGGCUGUGCUGGUCGGCAACGGCGCCCGUCAACAUCGACCUCCGCCAGAUCGACGACGCCGUGCUCAUAACCGUGGCUCCAGACUACUACAGCACAGACGAGGAGCAGACGCGUCGGUACCUGGGGGACAUCCGUCUCGAGCUGCACGUGAGCGAGGUGCACGCGCUCCCUGCAGACCUCUGGCCGACGCUGGGCUACGUGGCUUCCGGCCAGCCGGAUUUAUUGCAAUAUUCGCAGGACGCCCCGGCAGGCACAACAACACAGCCUCAAUUACCAAGUUUACAAAAAAACCCCGGGUCUCUUAUAGGCCAGCACCAGUCGCAGCCGCUGUACUAUCCCUCGUCGACGUCGCAUUUGCGCGAGGACCAUAAAAAGCUGCCACCGAUAGAGAUGGCUGGCGCAGACUCCAAAUACAUCGCCAACCUGUUCCCCUUCGCCCAGCACCCGUCGUCGCAGCAGGGCGCGUCCGAGUCCGGCAGCUCGGGCCAGGCCGCGCAGCAGGACAACCCGCUGUUCACGCUUGCGAACUCUGUGCCGUACCAGUCGAUUCCGGGCGGCAAGGCUGAGAAGGAGGACGAGAACUCGAUCGACUGGUCGAGAAAGGCGGCCGACAUCGCGCUGCGCAUAGUCGGCACCAAGCAGGGCCUGGUGGACUCGUCGAACGGCGGGCUUCCGUCGCCGCCCGACAAGCACGGCGCCCAGGGCUCGAGAAAACAGCCCCGGACCUUUGCGUGCCCGUUUUCGGGCUGUGGCAAGACGUUUUCGCGGAAAAUGAACCUCAACUCGCACAUCCAGUCCACCCACGAGCACCGCAAGCCGUUCCAGUGCGACAAGUGCAAGCAGUUCUUUGCGCGCCACAGCGAUCGCAGACGCCACGAGACUAACCAGCACAAGAACGACGGCGGCUUUGUGUGCGGCGGAGUGCUCAAGAACGGCGAGGAAUGGGGUUGCGGCAAGAGUUUCAAGCGCAAGGACGGCCUCACCGCGCACUGGCGGUCUCAGAAGGCCAAGAAGAAGUGUCUCAGACACAUCACCAAUCCGAGCGAGCUCGAAAUGAUGACUAUGGCCAAGUGA